Molecule: messenger RNA, 3819 nt
Organism: Cuculus canorus (common cuckoo)
Lineage: Eukaryota; Metazoa; Chordata; Aves; Cuculiformes; Cuculidae
Gene: DCAF17
Product: DDB1 and CUL4 associated factor 17
Exons: 14
Coding region: 188-1828 (546 amino acids)
Biological process (GO): protein ubiquitination
Cellular component (GO): Cul4-RING E3 ubiquitin ligase complex
Source: RefSeq, a predicted model, not a curated record
AAGAGGGGGCGUGGCGCGGGAAAGGAGGCGCGUGGUGCCCGGCCCCGUCCCGCCGCCACCGGAGGCCUCGGUUCGCGCCCCGCGGGAGCUGGAGAGCGAGAGCCCGGUAGUGCCUUUCCCCCCUCACAAACGCCCCGCGCCCUGCAGGGCUGCUCGCCCCGCCGAGGCAGGCUCGCUCUGGGCCCGGAUGUCCCCGCGGGUCGGCAGGAGCGGGGCCGGCCGAUCGCCCGGGGCCCGCAGCGUCUGCAGGCUCCUCGCCCGCAGGGCCCUCGGGUUUUAUGCCAGAGAUGCCGGGGUAGCUCACAGGAAAAACCUGGGACUGCUGAGGAGGAUAAUGUGCCAGGAAAGUACUAAAUUCAAGAAUGUUUGGACAACUCAUUCAGCAUCUCCUAUCGCCUAUGAAAGAGGAAGAAUUUACUUGGACAAUUACCAGUGCUGUAUUAGCAGCAUUGCACAAGAGCCAAGAAUACUUUAUCAAAAACCAAAGCGUUCCAAGUCAGAAAAAAUUGAAGAUGCUUUAUUAUUGGAAUGCCCGCUGGGGGAAAUGCUACCACAUCCAUCAGACUAUAAAUCUUCCCUGAUAGUCUUGACAGUGCAGAACUGGCUUCUACGUCUCUCUGCUGAUAGUGGAGAAAUACUGGAAAAAAUAUACCUUGCUGGUUCCUGUUGCAAAUUCAGGUAUCUGAGUUGGGAUACUCCUCAAGAGGUAAUGAUUGUAAAGUCAGCUCAGAAUAAGCUCCCUGCAGAAGCACGGCAGGCAGGUAUCCAACAGUCUGUAUUGUUCUAUCUUGCUGUAUUCCAAGUUUUGCCUCUCUCAUUCAUUGGAAUGCUAGAAAUAAACAAAAAGAUAUUUGGUAAUAGUGUGACAGAUGUUGCUGUUUCUAAUGGAAUCCUGAUUGUAAUGUAUAGCGUGGGUCUGGUCAGGCUGUAUAACUUCCAGGCCAUUACUGAACAGUUCAUGGAACAGCGGUUUGAUUUGGGACAUGAAUUCAACUGGAAUGGUCAAGUGGGAGUAGUAGGAAAGUAUCCAUUUGGUCUUCCAUAUAACAUUAAAAUAACAGAUACUCCACCUUUGCUAUUUGAAGCAUCUACUCUGGAGAAUGCUUUUCAAAUUGGAGGUUACCCUUGGCAUUAUAUCAUCACACCUAACAAGAAAAAACAUAAAGGAGUCUUCCAUAUUUGUUCUCUGAAAGACAAUGCUUUGGCAAAAAAUGGCAUACAGGAUAUGAAAUGCUGUUCACUGGAACCUGACUGGAUAUAUUUCCAUCCAGAUAUGUCGGGUAGAAUAAUCCACGUGGGACCAAAUCUGAUAAAAGUCCUGAAGUUUAAGGAAGUUAAAAAUAAUGCAGAUCAAAUGGAGAUUGCAGAAGAUUUUACGAUUGUGGCAAACAGAGAAAACUGUGUGAACGACACUGUUACUGUCACAGCUUCUGGUAGAGUGGUGAAAAAACGUUUUAACUUGCUGGAUGAUGACCCAGAACAAGAGACAUUCAAAAUUGUGGACUACGAAGAUGAAUUGGAUUUGUUAUCCACUGUGGCAGUUACUCAAAUAGGAGUUGAUGGAAGAGCUCACCUUGACUUUCAUUGUAAUGAACAUGGGAUUCUGCUUAAGAGUAUUCCAUUACUGGAGUCCUGGGAUGUGACUUACAGUCAUGAAGUUUACUUUGACAAAGACCUUGUUUUACAUAUAGAACAGAAGCCUAACAGGAGAUUCAGUUGUUACGUUUACCAAAUGGUCUGUGAUACUGCAAAAGAUGAAUGUUCAAGCCAUGACAAAAUAGAAAGAUCAUUUUGUAAAAAAGGAGGGAGAAUUUUUGAGUAUAAUUAAACAACUAUAGCUAUAAUAUAUUUAACAAUUAUGGAGACUUCAAUUUGGAUGUUAUUUAAGGACUUCAUAUAUACUAAUUGGUCAACUACUGUUUUUCAGGCAGGAUUUAUUCUUAAACUUUUGUACUAGUACAUCGGGUUUUGUUUCUUUUUUUCUCUGUAACAUUAUGGAAAUGUCUGUAGUCCAUCAUGGCUUUUCCUGCAUUCACCAGUUCAAUAAAUGCUGCAUUCAGCAUUAAUGAUGCUUCUCUUCAGCAACUGGAUUGAAAUGCUGGACAUCAAGAAGAAAGUUGUGGACUUACUGAUCAUCUACCAUCUGCUGCAAUCUGUCUUGCAUAGUUUUACCUAUGCAACUUUAAUACAGACUGUUAGUUAAACAAAGAAUGUAAAAUUAUAUAGGAUAAAUUUUAUAUGUAGUAUGAAAAUGGAAGAUUUACCAUUAAACCACUUAAAGAGAAUCCUUCUGUUGGCUUUGUGUGAGAGAAAAAAUUAUUCAGGUUUUCUUGUUGUGUGUUUUGGUUUAAAAAGAAGCAUUAAUACAUUAUGUAUUUUUACUGCCUUUUAUAUAUAUAUGUGUGUGUGUAUAUUAUAAAGUGAAAUACAAUUGUGGAAAGAAACAACAUAAAAAGGAAAUGUAAUGAAACGGCAGUAGAAAUAAAGAGCAACAGCAACACUUUACUUCCUCCACAGCUUCAAUAAGAUUUUGCUUACUAUCCAGGAAAGAGUACCUGUCUGUUAGCUGCUAUUAUGUAAAUAACUAUAUAAGUAAGAGAUGAGGGUAAAGCUGAAUAUGAAUCUAUACUCUUAAGCAGAAGAUCCAACUGUUAAGGAGGCAUUGAUGUUUUAUGCUUGUUUCUGUUUGAAUUAUUAAAGCAGUUCCUCUCAGAGCAAGACACUUACGCUAUUUAAUAAACAAAGUUUAAGUACUUCUCUUCAAGAGUUUGCUAUACUUUCUAGUUACCAUUCUAAGUUAUUGCAAACUCUUGCAGUGAUAUUCUGCUAAAUCAACAAUUGUACAUCAGUACCUCUCUUUGAAAAAUGCAGCAAUUUAUAAUGGCCAAAAGGCAACCCUGACUUUGAUCAUGAAGAUUAUGGGUUUUGUGUAAGAAAUUCUACCUCUCUAAGUAGCCCGUGUGUUGCUGCACUACAGGUAAUGGCAGGUGUUCUGUCCUGAAGGUCACACUUAAGACGUUUUCAUGCUGAAACAGGAGAAAUGUUUCUGUUUAAUUUAAAACUCCUUGAAAGCUAUUUUAAGAAUAAAGAAUCCAGAACUCCCCCCCAUGAACUCUUCUAUGAGUAUCUUCACAACCCUAGUUACAAACAGACCGGGAUGUACCAGAGAAGCAUAAUCACUAAAUGCAUAUGGGUUGUGCUUUUCAAGCUGUGAACAGCAGUGUUGCAUUCUGUACCUAUGCAGAGCCCCAGAAAACUCUGAAAAUAAACUUCUGUUUGAGUAGGAGAAAAAUCUUGACUGCAAACCAGUAGUUUUUACAUUGUUAAAGCCCCUGCCCCUGUAUCCGAACAAAACACAAAUACCUGCAUGCUUGGUGGCAGCCCACGUAAAUCGACAACUUUUAUUUCAGGCUACGUUUUGAAACAAACCGCAUCCACCACAAAAAGGUAGUACUUUACUUUGCCAGAUUUUAUGUGUAAGCAUUUUUUGGUAACUUGCUGGGAGGGCUGUACUAGCGUGCAGUAUGAAAGGGAUAUGAAAUUUGAAUAAAUGCAUUAGAUCUGACCUGUAGACCUAUAGUUUGAUAUCAAUUUAUGGCGAUUCUAGGGCACUUAUCUUUCUCUUUUUCAUACUGUAAAUUAGGUACAUGGAAAUCUCUUACACAAUCUGAAUAAUUCAGUAUACUAAGGAAUAACAGUAUUUGUAAAGUGAAGUAAUUUUGAGGAUACUCAUGUGGUUUCUAUUACAGAGGAAAAAGUGUUCUUGUACACAUGCCCAGCAUAUUUUCUCUGCAAGCACAAAAGUGUGACACUAGUACA